This is a messenger RNA of Erinaceus europaeus (western European hedgehog), 10321 nucleotides long. Its product is annotated as ranBP2-like and GRIP domain-containing protein 3. The record is from RefSeq and is a predicted model, not a curated record. Gene Ontology annotation, molecular function: peptidyl-prolyl cis-trans isomerase activity; GTPase activator activity; protein binding. Gene Ontology annotation, biological process: NLS-bearing protein import into nucleus; protein folding; protein peptidyl-prolyl isomerization. NCBI's taxonomy places the organism in Eukaryota, Metazoa, Chordata, Mammalia, Eulipotyphla, Erinaceidae. Gene Ontology annotation, cellular component: nuclear pore; cytoplasm. The transcript is spliced from 30 exons. Bases 122 to 9460 code for a protein of 3112 amino acids.
GGCCGCUCCUCAGCGGGCGACGGCGCUGCGUCACGGGCUUGCGGCGUUUGGCUCCGGGAGAAGGCCACGGUGGUGGGCCUAGCCUCGGGCCUUCAGCGGCGCAGGAGCCGGGGACGGCGAGAUGCGGCGCAGCAAGGCCGACGUGGAGCGGUAUAUCGCUUCGGUCCAGGGCUCCGCCCCGUCGCCGCGAGAGAAAUCAAUGAAAGGAUUCUAUUUUGCAAAACUAUACUAUGAAGCUAAAGAAUAUGAUCUUGCUAAAAAAUACAUAGCUACUUAUAUUAAUGUACAAGAACGGGACCCUAAAGCUCAUAGAUUUCUUGGCCUUCUUUAUGAAGUAGAAGAAAACAUAGAUAAAGCUGUGGAAUGUUAUAAGCGUUCUGUGGAGUUAAACCCAACACAGAAGGAUCUUGUAUUGAAGAUUGCAGAAUUGCUUUGUAAAAAUGAUGUCACUGAUGGAAGAGCAAAAUACUGGGUUGAAAGAGCAGCCAAGCUUUUCCCAGGAAGUCCUACAGUUUAUAAACUAAAGGAGCAACUUUUAGACUGUAAAGGUGAAGAUGGAUGGAAUAAGCUCUUUGACUUGAUCCAGUCUGAACUUUAUGCAAGACCUGAUGAUGUCCAUGUGAACAUACGACUAGUAGAGCUGUAUCGCUCAAAUAAAAGACUGAAGGAUGCUGUGGCCCACUGCCAUGAGGCAGAGAGAAGUGUGGCUUUGCGUUCAAGUUUAGAAUGGAAUUCAUGUGUUGUACAGACCCUGAAGGAAUAUCUGGAAUCUUCACAGUGUUUAGAGUCUGAUAAAAGUAACUGGCGAUCAACCAAUAAAGACUUACUGCUGGCUUAUGCUAACCUUAUGCUCCUUACACUCACUACUAGAGAUGUACAAGAAAAUAGAGAAUUAUUGGAAAGUUUUGAUAGUGCUCUGCAGUCUGUGAAAUCUUGUGCUAGUGGAAAUGAUGAACUCUCAGCUACUUUCUUAGAAGUAAAAGGCCAUUUCUACCUACAUGCUGGCUCUCUGCUUUUGAAGAUGGGUCAGCACAGUGAUGUGCAGUGGAGAGCUCUGUCAGAGCUGGCUGCAUUGUGCUAUCUCAUAGCAUUUCAGGUUCCAAGACCGAAGAUUAAAUUAAUAAAAGGAGAAGCUGGACAGAAUCUGCUGGAAAUGAUGGCCUUUGAUCGUCUGAGCCAAUCAGGGCACAUGCUGCUCAACUUAUCUUGUGACAAGGAAGAUUUUUUAAAAGAAGUUGUAGAAUCUUUUGCCAAUGAAAGUGGGCAGUCUGCUUUAUAUGAUGCUCUGUUUUCUAGUCAUCUGCCUAAGGAAAGAUCUUUUCUUGGUAGUGAUGUUAUUGGAAAUGUUGAUGUACAAGCACCAGAACCUGAUGAUUUGGCUAGAUAUGAUGUUGGUGCAGUCCGAGCACAUAAUGGCAGUCUUCAGCACCUUACUUGGCUUGGCUUACAGUGGAAUUCAUUACCUUCUUUACCAGCAGUUCGCAAAUGGCUAAAACAGCUUUUUCAUCAUUUGCCCCAGGAAACCUCAAGACUUGAAACAAAUGUACCUGAAUCAAUAUGUAUUUUAGAUCUUGAAGUAUUUUUACUUGGAGUAAUAUAUACCAGCCACUUACAGUUGAAAGAGAAAUGCAGUUCUCAUUGCAACUUCUAUCAGCCACUGUGCUUACCACUUCCUGUGUGUAAACAGCUCUGUACAGAAAGACAAAAAUCUUGGUGGGAUGCAGUUUGUAAUUUAAUUCACAGAAAAGCAAUACCUGGAACCUCAGCAAAAUUGCGACUUCUUGUUCAGCGUGACAUAAAUACUCUUCGAGGCCAGGAAAAGCAUGACCUUCAACCAUCACUUCUUAUACAUUGGGCAAAAUGCCUUGAGUUAACAGGUAGCAGUCUUAAUUCUUUUUACGAUCAACGAGAAUACAUAGGACGAAGUGUUCAUUAUUGGAAGAAGGUUUUGCCAUUAUUGAAGAUAAUAAAGAAGAAGAACAGUAUUCCUGAACCUAUUGACCCUCUGUUUAAACAUUUUCAUAGUGCAGACAUCCAGGCAUCUGAAGUUGGCGAAUACGAAGAAGAUGCACAAAUAACAUUUGCUAUUUUGGAUGCAGUUAAUGGAAAUGUAGAAGAUGCUAUGACUGCUUUUGAAUCUAUAAAAAAUGUUGUUUCUUACUGGCACCUGGCACUGAUUUUUCACAGAAGAGCAGAAGACAUUGAGAAUGAUGCCCUUUCUCCUGAAGAACAAGAAGAAUGUAAAAAUUACUUGAGAAAGACCAGGGACUACCUAAUAAAGAUUUUAGAUGACAGUGAUUCAAAUCUUCAAGUGGUGAAGAAAUUGCCUGUACCUCUGGACUCUGUAAAGGAGAUGCUUAAUUCAGUCAUGCAAGAACUUGAAGAUUAUAGUGAGGGAGGUCAUUAUAAAAAUGGUUCUUUGCGAAAUACAGAUUCAGAAAUAAAGCAUUCUACACCAUCCCCUACCAAAUAUUCUCUGUCACCAAAUAAAAGUUAUAAGUAUUCUCCCAAAACACCACCUCGAUGGGCAGAAGAUCAGAAUUCUUUACUAAAAAUGAUCUGUCAACAAGUAGAAGCCAUUAAGAAAGAAAUGCAGGAGUUAAAACUGAAUAGCAGUAACUCAGGGUCCCCUCACCGAUGGCCUGGAGCCAAUUAUGGACCAGAUUCAAUGCCUGAUGGAUAUCAGGGAUCACAGACUUUUCAUGGGGCUCCUCUGACAGUUGCAACUACUGGCCAUACAGUAUAUUAUAGUCAGUCACCAGCAUAUAAUUCCCAGUAUCUUCUAAGACCAGCAGCUAAUGUUACUCCCACAAAGGGUCCUGUUUACGGCAUGAAUAGGCUCCCACCUCAGCAGCAUAUUUAUGCAUACCCACAACAGAUGCACACACCACCAGUACAAAGCUCAUCUGCUUGCAUGUUCUCUCAAGAGAUGUAUUGUCCUCAGCUGCGUUUCGAGUCUCCUGCAACAGGAAUUCUGUCACCUAGGGGUGAUGAUUACUUUAAUUAUAAUGUUCAGCAGACCAGCACAAACCCACCUUUGCCAGAACCAGGUUACUUCACAAAACCUGCAGUUGCUCCUCAUGCUUCAAGAUCUGCAGAAUCUAAAGCUGUAGAAUUUGGAAAGACUAAUUUUGUUCAGCCUGUUCCAGGUGAAGCAGCAAGGCCAUCUCUAACAGCACCCACACAUGCAACACAGCCAAUUCCCUUUAAGUUUAACUCGAAUUUUAAAUCCAAUGAUGGUGACUUCACAUUUUCCUCACCACAAGUUGUGACACAGCCCCCUUCUUCAACUUAUAGUAAUAGUGAAAGCCUCUUAGGUCUCCUGACUUCAGAUAAGCCUGUGCAGGGAGAUGGCUCUAGUGGGCCAAAAGUUAGCCAAACUAUUGGACCUCGAAAUACAUUCAGUUUUGGAAACAAAAAUGUGCUUGGAGUUCCAUUUGCUGAAAACAUGAGCUCAGAUCAGCAAAAGAGCUCAGGUUUUCGUCGAGGUGAUGAGAUGUUUACUUUCCACGGUCCAGGGAAAUCAGUAUUUGGAACACCAACUUCAGACCUAGCCAAUAAGAGUCAUGAAACAGAUGGAGGAAGUGCCCAUGGUGAUGAUGAUGAUGAUGGCCCACACUUUGAGCCUGUCGUACCUCUUCCUGACAAGAUAGAAGUAAAAACUGGAGAGGAAGACGAAGAAGAAUUCUUUUGUAAUCGUGCAAAAUUGUUCCGAUUUGAUGCAGAAUCCAAAGAAUGGAAGGAGCGUGGUAUUGGCAAUGUAAAAAUCCUAAGACAUAAAACAUCUGGCAAAAUUCGUCUCCUAAUGAGACGAGAGCAAGUAUUGAAGAUUUGUGCAAAUCAUUAUAUCAGUUCAGAUAUGAGACUGACACCAAAUGCUGGGUCAGACAGAUCCUUUGUGUGGCAUGCUCUUGAUUAUGCUGAUGAGUUGCCCAAACCAGAACAACUUGCUAUCAAAUUCAAAACUCCUGAGGAAGCAGCACUUUUUAAAUGCAAGUUUGAAGAGGCCCAGAAUAUCUUAAAAGCAUCAGGAGUAAAUAUGGCCACAACAACAGAUCAGGCAAUGAGAAUUGUAAAGGAACCCACAAGUCAGGAUAACAAGGAUAAUUGUCAAUCUGAUGCAGGUAACAUGAAUUUUGAUUUUAAAGCUGCAAAGAAAGAUGGGUCUUACUGGCAUUGCAAUAGCUGCUCACUGAAGAAUUCUGCAUCUGCUAAGAAAUGUGUAUCAUGCCACAACAUAAAUCCAAACAGUAAAGACUUCUUUGAUCCACCAUCAGGUGAGACUGUUUCUCCUCUUAAAACUGGUCCAGAAAAUACUUCAGAUAGAUUUAGAUUAAUGUUUUCAAAGAAAGAAGGUCAGUGGGACUGUAGUAUUUGUUUAGUACGAAAUGAACCCACUGCAUCUAGAUGCAUCGCAUGCAAUAAUCCAAAGUCUUCAAACAAGAGUGGAUCUUCAUUUGUUCAACAAGCUUCCUCUAAGUUUGGCCAGGGCGAUCUACAUAAGUCUGGUAGCAGUGACUUCAAGUCAUGGGAUUGUAGUGAAUGUUUUGUACCAAAUGAAGCAAAUGCUGUAAAAUGUGUUUCUUGUGGUAAUCAGAGAAAACAGAAUUUGCCAACUUGUACUUCUACACCUGCUACUUUUAAGUUUGGUACAUCAGAGACCAUUAAAAUUCCAAAGAGUGGAUUUGAGGGCAUGUUUGCUAAGAAGGAUGGACAGUGGGAUUGCAGUGAUUGUUUGGUACGAAAUGAAGCAAGUGCUACAAAAUGUGUUGCUUGUCAGAAUCCAGGGAAAUCCAAUCUCUCUACUUCUGCUGUUCUGUCACCUGCCUCUUUUAAAUUUGGUACAUCUGAGACAAGCAAGGCUCCAAAAGGUGGAUUUGAAGGAGUUUUCACUAAGAAAGAAGGACUGUGGGAUCGCAAUGAAUGUUUGGUACCAAAUGAAGCCAGUGCUACCAAGUGUGAUGCUUCUGAAAAUCCAAAUAAACAAAAUCAGCCUCUGUCUACUGUUUCACCACCUGCUUCAGAUACCAGCAAGACUCCAAAGAGUGGAUUUGAAGGAAUGUUCAUGAAGAAAGAAGGACAGUGGGAUUGUAAUGUUUGCCUUGUACGAAAUGAAAGUUCUUCUUUGAAGUGUGUAGCUUGUGACACCUCUAAACCAGCUCAAAAACCGGUAAUAGAAUCUCCUUCAGCUUUCACAGCAGGCUCAAGCACCAAGCUAAAGGACUUUUCUGGAAGUCAGGUGGGAACAGGCUUUAAAAGUAACUUUUCUGAAAAAUCUUUUAAAUUUGGCAAUGCAGAACAAGGAUUUAAAUUUGGGCAUAUGGAUCAAGAAAAUAUACCUUCAUUUACAUUUCAGGGUUCCAAUACAGAUUCUAAGUCAGCAAAAGAAGGAUUUAGCUUUGCUAUCCCUAUGCCUGCUGACGGACUUAAAUUUGGUAUUCAGGAGCUGGGCAAUCAAGAGAAAAAAGGUGAAAAGCUCCCUGAAGAUGACACUGGUUUACAGGCUCAGGAUGUUAGUCGGAAGAAUGAUAGUGGCGUAUUGUUUGGUCAAACUGGCAAUACUUUUACCUUUGCAGAUCUUGCUAAGUCAACCUCUGGAGAAGGAUUUCAGUUUGGCAAAAAAGACCCAAAUUUCAAGGGAUUUUCAGGUGCUGGGGCAAAAUUAUUCUCCUCACAACCUGGUAACAUGGCGGAUAAAGCUGAUACUUCUGGUGACCUUGAGAAGGAUGAUGAGACCUAUAAGACUGAGGACAAUGAUGACAUCCAUUUUGAACCAGUUGUUCAAAUGCCUGAAAAAGUAGAACUUGUAACGGGAGAAGAAGACGAGAAAGUACUUUAUUCACAACGUGUAAAAUUGUUUAGAUUUGAUGCUGAGAUAAGUCAGUGGAAAGAAAGGGGUUUAGGGAACUUAAAAAUUCUCAAAAAUGAAGUCAACGGUAAACUAAGAAUGCUGAUGCGGAGAGAACAAGUACUCAAAGUUUGUGCUAAUCAUUGGAUAACCACUACAAUGAAUCUGAAGCCACUUUCUGGAUCAGAUAGAGCGUGGAUGUGGCUGGCUAGUGAUUUUUCUGAUGGUGAUGCCAAACUAGAGCAGCUGGCAGCAAAAUUUAAAACACCAGAGUUGGCCGAAGAAUUCAAGCAGAAAUUUGAGGAAUGUCAGCGACUACUAUUAGAUAUACCACUUCAAACUCCCCACAAACUGGUAGAUACUGGUAGAGCUGCCAAAUUAAUCCAGAGAGCUGAAGAGAUGAAGAGUGGUUUAAAAGACUUCAAGACAUUCUUGACAAAUGAUCAAACAAAAGUCACUGAUGAGGAAAAUAUUAAGAGUUCAGAUGUAGAUAUAGGUACUGGUGGUACUUUAGAUAUCUCCACCAAGCCAAAUCCUGAAAACACAGGGCCCACGUUGGAGUGGGAUAACUAUGAUCUAAGGGAAGAUGCUUUGGAUGACAGUAGUAGCUCAGUACAUGCUUCUCCUUUGGCAAGUAGCCCUGUGAGAAAAAAUCUCUUCAGAUUUGGUGAGUCCACAACAGGGUUUAACUUCAGUUUUAAAUCUGCUUUGAGUCCAUCUAAGUCUCCUGCCAAGUUGAACCAGAGUGGGACCUCAAUUGGCACUGAUGAAGAGUCUGAUAUUAAUCAAGAAGAAGAGAGAGAUGGGCAAUAUUUUGAACCUGUUGUACCUUUACCAGAUUUAAUUGAAGUUUCCAGUGGUGAGGAAAAUGAACAAGUUAUUUUUAGUCACAGAGCAAAACUGUAUAGAUAUGAUAAAGAUGUUGGUCAGUGGAAGGAAAGGGGCAUUGGUGAUAUAAAGAUUUUACAGAAUUACGAUAGUAAGCAAGUUCGCAUAGUGAUGAGAAGGGAUCAGGUGUUAAAACUUUGUGCCAAUCACAGAAUAACUCCAGACAUGACUUUGCAAAAUAUGAAAGGGACAGAAAGAGUGUGGGUGUGGACUGCUUGUGAUUUUGCAGACGGCGAAAGAAAAGUAGAGCAUUUAGCUGUCCGUUUUAAACUGCAGGAUGUUGCGGACUCAUUUAAGAAGAUAUUUGAUGAAGCAAAACUAGCCCAAGAAAAAGAUUCAUUGAUAACACCUCAUGUUUCUCGUCCAAUUACCCCCAGAGAGUCGCCAUGUGGCAAAAUUGCUGUAGCUGUAUUAGAAGAAACCACAAGAGAGAGGACAGAUUUAACACAGGGUAACGAUGUAGCAGAUGUAACUCCGGAAGCUGGAGAAGCACCUAGCACAUCUGAAACACCAACAAAAGCAGUGGUUUCUCCUCCGAAGUUUGUAUUUGGUUCAGAAUCUGUGAAAAGCAUUUUUAGUAGUGAAAAAUCAAAACCAUUUGCCUUUGGCAACAGUUCAGCUACUGGAUCUUUAUUUGGGUUCAGUUUUAAUGCACCUUUGAAAAAUGAUAGUGAAGCCGGUUCAGUAGUCCCGAGUGGAUCUGCAAGAAAACUGGAACCAAAUUUUUGUGAACAGUCGAAGAACUGUGAAAGUGAGCAGUCUUCAGAUGGCAAAAUCAGAAAUCUCCUUGCUUUUCCUAAGGAUGAAACCUCAGCUAAUUACACAUUUAAAACACCAGAAAAAGGAUUUAAUUUUAGCCUUUUUAAAUCUAAUCCAAUGGCUUUUUGGACCACCACCCCUUCCUCACUGCGUGAAAACAAAGCAGAUGAGAAGAAGAAAUCUGAAGCGUCUCUCUCAGAUGACGAUGUUCUCAUUGUGUAUGAGCUAAGCCCAACUCCUGAGCAAAGAGCUCUUGCAAGCAGACUGAAACUUCCUCCAACUUUCUUUUGUUAUAAGAAUAAACCAGAUUAUGUUAGUGAAGAGGAGGAGGAUGAUGAAGAUUUUGAGGCAGCUGUGAGGAAACUUAAUGGAAAAUUAUAUCUCGAUGACUCAGAACAGUGUAAACCCUUAAAAGAAAAUCAUGAAGAUAGUGAUAAAGAAUGCGUAAUUGUUUGGGAAAAGAAACCAACUGUACAAGAGAAGGCAAAAGCUGAUACAUUAAAGCUCCCACCUACAUUUUUUUGUGGUGUCUGCAGUGAUACUGAUGAGGACAACGGAAGUGGGGAAGACUUUCAAUCAGAGCUUCAGAAAGUUCAGGAAGCUCAAAAACUCCAGAAUCAGGAAAUAACCAGCACAACUGAUAGUGUGUAUCCAAGUAGUACAACCGUGAAUUCACCAUUUGUAUGUAAAUCUGAAGAACAUGAUUUUAAAUCUGUUAUUUCAACACCUACUUCUGAAACUCUGGACAAGCCUGUAGAUUUGUGUACUAGAAAGGAAAAUGAUGAAGACUCUAUAAGCCAAGUGGAAAACAGAACAAUUUCAUUUGGAUUUGGAACUAGCACAGGACUAUCAUUUGCAGAUUUGGCUUCUAAUAAUUCUGGAGAUUUUGCUUUUGGCUCCAAAGAUAAAAAUUUCCAGUGGGCCAAUACUGGAGCUGCUGUGUUUGGAGCACAGGCAACGAGUAAAACCCGUGAAGAUGAAGAUGGCAGUGAUGAAGAAGUAGUUCACAGUGAAGAUAUCCACUUUGAACCAAUAGUGUCACUACCAGAGGUUGAAGUUAAAUCUGGAGAAGAAGAUGAAGAAAUUUUAUUUAAAGAGAGGGCCAAACUUUACAGAUGGGAUCGUGAUGUGAGUCAGUGGAAGGAACGUGGUGUUGGAGACAUAAAAAUUCUUUGGCAUACAGUGAAGAAUUACUAUCGUAUCCUAAUGAGAAGAGACCAAGUCUUCAAAGUAUGUGCAAACCAUGUUAUUACCAAAACAAUGGAACUAAAACCCUUAAAUGUUUCCAACAAUGCUUUGGUUUGGACCGCCUCUGAUUAUGCAGAUGGAGAAGCAAAAGUGGAACAACUUGCAGUGAGAUUUAAAACUGAAGAAAUGGCCGAUUGUUUUAAGAAAAAAUUUGAAGAAUGUCAACAGAAUUUAUCGAAGCUCCAGAAAAAUCAUGGGUCACUGACAACAGAAUUGUCAAAGGAGACAAAUCCUGUGGUAUUCUUUGACAUCUCUGCAGAUGAGGAGCCGCUCGGGCGUAUAACUAUGGAGUUACUUUCAAAUAUUGUUCCUCUCACUGCUGAAAAUUUCCGAGCUCUGUGCACUGGAGAGAAGGGCUUUGGCUUCAAGAAUUCCACUUUCCACAGGGUUGUUCCAGAUUUUGUUUGCCAAGGGGGAGACAUCACCAAACAUGAUGGAACAGGAGGACGGUCCAUUUAUGGAGAUAAAUUUGAAGAUGAAAAUUUUGACGUGAAGCAUACUGGUCCUGGAUUACUAUCAAUGGCCAAUAGAGGCCGGGAUACUAAUAAUUCUCAAUUUUUUAUAACACUGAAAAAAGCAGAACAUUUGGACUUUAAGCAUGUAGUAUUUGGGUUUGUUAAGGAUGGCAUGGAUACUGUGAAAAAGAUAGAAUCAUUUGGUUCUCCUAAAGGCUCUGUUAGUCGAAAAAUUAGUAUCACAGAAUGUGGAGAAAUAUAAAAAUCAUUGUCUUUUAUAGUAAAUUUUACCUAUAAAAACAGUUGAGUUGAAAAUUAGCUGUUAUGAUAUGGUAAUUAUGUUCAGCUUUUGAAAAUGGUAUUUCCAAUGUAUAAAUGUAAAAUUGCAGCUAUUAUAGCUGUUGUAUUUUUUAAUGUGUUAAAUUGACCGUGCAUGGUGUGAAAUAAAAGUUUAAACACUGGUGUAUUUCAGGUGUACUUGUGUUUAUGUACUCCUGACAUCUGUAUUAAAAUGGAAUAAUACUAAUCUUGUUAAAAGCAAUAGACCUUCUCAAACUAUUGAAGGAAUAUGGUAUAUAUGCAAUUUAAUUUUAAUUCCUUUUAAGAUACUGGACUUCUUGCAUGGAUAUGCUUACCAUUUGAAUAAAGGGACCACAGCUUGGAUAAUUUUAAAGUUAGAUUUGAAAUAUAUUUGGUAAUUUUAAUUAUUGAUAUGCUCAUUUAUGAAUGGGUAGUCACAGAGAGUAGAGACUUAACCAAAGUGCUCUUCUGUAAUCCUUGCACCUCCUGUAUAGUCAAACAUUUAAGUAGAAUACGUUCUUGAAAUAAUAUGUAGCCUUUUGUGCCCUUUAAAAGCUAUUAUAUUAAAUUAAUUUUACUUUUAACAAGGUGAGUAUUAGACUCUUUUCUUCCUUUAUCUGUCAUCUGUUUCUACUACCUCAAGCUGCAGCUAGUUCUGAUAGAACUUGAAAUUUUCCUUGCAGUUAUUGUGAUAAAGUAUGAAUAUUUUAAGAAGGUCUAUACCAUGUUCUUUGGUUAAAGAUUUGCUUUAUACUAGAUUGUUGCAGUACCUUUUACUGGUGAAUUUUGUAGCAAAAAAUAAAGUGACAAUUGUUAAUAGCCA